Molecule: messenger RNA, 6686 nt
Organism: Anthonomus grandis grandis
Lineage: Eukaryota; Metazoa; Arthropoda; Insecta; Coleoptera; Curculionidae
Gene: milt
Product: trafficking kinesin-binding protein milt
Exons: 13
Coding region: 358-3282 (974 amino acids)
Source: RefSeq, a predicted model, not a curated record
UUACACGGCAAAUCGUGUGCGUCGGUUCAACACUCAUUCAUUCAUUCACAUAACAGUUUUCUUAUUUUAGAAUACUGGCUUUAGAGUUGUAAGAUUUUAUUACAGUUGUAAAACCAUCAAGAAACAAAUUAAUUUUAUAUUUCCCUGAUAUUUUGGUGAUUACAGCACAGCACAUUAAUUUUUUUACUGUUUUUACCAUUACUAAUAGAGAGUAAAUUUUUAAUUUAAAACAUACUGAAUCCGUCAUAAGACUUAUUAUAAUAUAAGGCAAGUUCUUUCAAGUAUAGGACUCUAGUGUAAAGUAAUGCAUAGUUAAUAUGACUGUUAGUGUUCGGGAUAGUUCGGUGUUCCUACAGGAUGCAACGUGGACUUUGCGGACGUAGAGUCCGAAAUGGCAGAUCUGUUAACGUCCGGGAUUGGGAGAAACAGGGAGAGGUGCUCAGUACAUGGAACAAUGAGUUGUGCAGUGGUGAAUCGCUUCCUGAAGUAGAGAUAAUCAGCCUAUUGGAGGAGCAAAUCCCUCGAUAUAAGCUGAGGGCUGAUACUCUUACUAAAUUCGGAGGUUACGAAAAUCAAGAUUGGUUUAUACCGACUCCGGCACUUCAGGUAGACGAGGCGGACCUAAAACUAUCCCCGGAUCAAAUCCGAGAGACGCUCAACUAUUUUCUUCUAUGUAGCAAUCGCGUGAGCCAAAUGACAAAAACUUACGAUGACAUAGAAGCAGUCACCCGGCUUCUGGAAGAGAAAGAAAAAGACUUGGAACUGACCGCCAGAAUAGGAAAAGAACUGUUGCAGCACAACAACAAACUGGAAAACACGGUGGCGUCGUUGGAAACGGACCUGAAGGCGGCCUACGAGAAAAUCACCCAGCUCAGCCAUGAGUGCCAAAAGAAAACGGACCUCAUCCAGAUUCUCACCAACGAUAUGGACGAUUCCAUGCUGGACACCGCGUCGUCCGGUCGGAUUAAUUUGGACCUUAUGCAAAAAAGAAUCGCAUCCCUCCAAGACGAGAAUAAAGCGUUAAAAUCGGAAUAUUGUCGUUUGGCGUCUUGCGCGGACGAUAUCGAAGCACAGGAGCAAAGACUAUUGAAAGACCUAACGGGACAACUAACUUGUGCAAAUUCAAGUAUGAGCUACUUAGAAGACGAAAUCGACAAGGUCAAAGAGGAGAACCGGAUGCAACACGAGCAAAUUUUAUCUUUGCAAGCGCAGUUGCAGGACACGGAGGAUAAAUUAAGAAAGUUCCUAGCAGAAAACGAAGAGCUGACCGGUCUCUUGCAAAUCACCACCGCAAACCAGGGAAGUCUGGCGGUAGAACUAUCGGAGUUCAAGGCGCGAUUCUACGAGGUAGAGGCUCUCCUCAAAGAUGCACAGGAGCAAAUCAAAAAACUGCGAAAAAAACAAACUCCCGCCGCCAGGUUGAGUUUGUUCUCGUCGUUGGGCGCCACCGGUACCGGACCGUACGAUAGUUUACAAAACGAACUCGAGAUGUCGAUGCAUUCCGAAUUGAGCGUCGAUUCUGGAAUAUCGAAUGGUACCGAUGGCACGAUGCCGCAAUUCAAAAAAGUCUUCGAAACGGUCCGUUGCGCCUCCCAAAACUCCCUGAGCAGCGCGGAGAGCCUGGGCAGCCUCCAUUCCUCCCUGGGAGGUUACGUGAGCAGCAUGGGAGCGAGUGGAGGUCCCCGUAUGAGCGUCAUGUCCACCGGCAAUUACGCGGGCUACACGUCCGCCCAGAGGAGACCUUCGUCGUCGAUCUACAGCAGCAGUUCCCUGGGUUAUCCCAGUUUGGAGUCCACCUCGGGCCACUCCGAUAUGGACUCGUUACAUACGACCGAUUCGGAGGAGGGUUAUCCGGGUGCGCCCCGAAAGGGCGUCCCGGGUGUCCCGGGAGCGACCGAACUGGAGGCGGCGUUGCAACGUCUCACUCCCGGUGCGGUGUUGGCGCGUAGGGCCAAUUUGCAGACCGGUUACGGAGGUUACGAGAGCGACGGGUUUUUGCCUUUCGGGUGUCGCACGCCGGACAGUUUGAUGUCCACCGGAUCGGCGGGGAAUUAUUUCGGUUCGGGUUGGAAGUUGCCCGAGAAGUUGCAAAUUGUGAAACCGAUGGAGGGCUCGCAGACUUUGCAUCAUUGGUCGCAGCUCGCGCAGCCCACUUUCGGCGGACUGUUGGAGGAGAGACCUGGUGUGAGGAUACGAGGUGGCAAAGAACUAGAAGACCUGGGCCUGGAAUCUUACGGACUGAGCGACCUGGAAGAAGACGAAGAAUACCAAACGAAUCCAGGAAAACUGUUCGAGGCGUCGGUUCACACGUACACGUACACCAACAGUACCGUGAUGCAUCCGGACGACGGCACUUUCGUCACUCCCAGUAAUCGGGGCAGUAGAAUCACGUCAGUAUGCAGUAGCAUACAGAAUUCACCGCCGCAAACCCCAGUGGGCCUGAGCAGAAGGAACUCGUGCAGCACCUUUUCCACCACCUUCGGUUUGGCUAAGAUGCUUAACGAGAGAGGUAUCAAGGCGGCCACCCCAUCGGCCUUCAACACGCCGAGCGGUCCGAACAGUUUCACGCCGACGGCGACGCCUUACAACAGUCCGGACGGCGGCAGUUUGUCGAGCACCAGAUCGAACACCCCCGAGCCCCCCGACGAGGAGCCGGACGUCUUCAGUUUGCCCCAGUUGCUGCUCAGCUCGAUGCCCCAGUUCCUUAGGGAUACCGUCGGGGGCGGUGCCCGGAAAAAACCCGGAAGUCAGCUGACCGCCAAAGUUAAUCGGCGGAGGGGCAGCGGCAGUAGUAGUGGUAGACAACAGCAGGAGAAAGAGAGUCUGGUGGGAAAAAUAGAAAAAAUCGGGAUAAACAACCUGAUGUCGGGCCAGGGAACUUUAUCGAUAUCAGGGGGGAUGUACGCACGCCCCAGUCUGACCAGUCCCAUGACCCAACUGACUUGUUUGCUUCCUAGUCAUAGUAAUGACGACUUAACGAGCAGUAUUAGCGAGAAGACUAGACGACCUAAUAUUGAUCAGAUUACUUCACCCGUAACGAAACCGAAAACCGAACUGGGAAUCCCGGGCCGACCGGGCAGUGGCGCCCUCACCCGUCGUCUGGAACAACUGAACGCCCGGAAACAGCGCAGAGGCGGCGGUACGGGACAAACGAGACCGGACUUGGGCACCGUUUCCACUUCCGCCGUCCGGCAGACGACGCCGGAACCGGAAAAGUCUCAAUCCACCACGCUGGGCACGCUGAGUAGUCUGUUAUUUGGUCGCAAGGGCGGAUUAUUUUAAUCAACUUGUGGUUGUGGUUGUUGAGUAGAAGAGACCCCUUCAGUUAACCAGUAUUUAAUUGUUUAGUUGGGGGGAAUGGGGCGAAUUUGUGAUAUUACACGAAACGGCGUUAACUUAAGAAUCGACAUUUCAUAUAGGAAACGUGUAGUUAUGAGCGGUUGCAUAAGACUCACAUGUCUGGGAUCAAUGGGAAUUAAAUUUAGGUUAAAAUUGUACAGUAUCGGAGAAAACGAGAGAGUCCAUUAAGUAGUUUAUGCUUUUCGCAACGGCUUUAUUUUGUCUGUCUUCAUCAAAUUUUGCUCUGUCUAUAUUUUUUGAUAUAAGGCCCACUGGGGCAACGUAUUCUUACUUUUUGGAAUGGAAAUUUUCUCCGUUAAUGUAGCACUAUCAAUAAUACUUUUCAUAUUAGACGUCAUGAUGCUUUGCAGGUAAACUAGUCAAGUACUAAAGAAAACUGUUUGUUCCUUACCAUUUGUUUCAAAAUAGACAUUUAAACAUUUUUAUAAAACAUCAAUUCGUUUAAUAAUUCUUUUUUAUAUUUAGUUGGCUAAUCAACUGAAAUUUUGUUCGAUUCUUACUAUCCUCAUAGAUCUUUUGGGUUUUUUACGUUUUUUUUUAUGAUUCAAAGAGCUGCCAAACAUUCUCUAUAAGGCUCAAAUCGGAUGAUUGGAAUGGCCAAUCCAAUACUAUUUUUUUCCUUUGAUAAUCAACUUUUAACUAGUCAAGAGGUGUGUUUAAGAUCAUCAUCCUGCAGGAAAAUCCAUGACUUCAAGAUCUUUAUAUAUUAAAAAAAUAAUAAUUUCAUAGAAAAAUAUUGUUAGAAAAAGAAUAAUUAGCUAAUAGAGUUCACAGAGAGUACACAACACCAACUAGUAAUAAUAGUCACUUCUUUACUUUAAAUAGAUUUAUUAUGUAAAACACUGGUUACUUUAAAAGAAAUAUUUUAAGAGAGCUUUGCCAGUUGACACGAGCGCAUGAAAACGACCGCGCAGAAUGCCGUCGUUCAUCCGACCGAUCGCGGGCAAGGCCUCGAAAUUGGCAAAGUGCUUACUCAUCUUAACAAAAUCUUAAACCUAAGGAUAAUAUUAUUUGAUUUUGGCGCAAGACAUUCCUAACACGGCCAACCUGAGCAGGACUUCGAUCUCGAAGUUACUUGCUUUCAGGUUCGAAAUCCUCAUCACUUUUCUCUUCUUCAUUUGGUGGUUUUUCAGUAUCUCUGCAAUUUAGAAAAACCACCCAUUUACCUUUUAUUCAGUUCUACAUGAUAGAACAACAUGUACUAAGCAGAUAACAAACUUUAAACGUAACCGCACCCAAGCAAAACUAAAUUUUAAUGCACAGCGUUUAUACUUUCAGUACAAUAAAAUCUAAAGCGUAUAUGCUUCUAUACACAGCAACAUUAGUGCAAAGAAAAGCCAACAAUUCUAUUUAAAACCAACUAUUUUUUUUUACUACAUACUACAACUACUACAACUACAUACACAGCCAUAACAAUAAUUAUUAGUCACAAACACCGACAAUAUUAAAUUCCUGACAUGGCCAUUUAAUUUAACAUACCCUAAUUCAUUACUUUCCAACAUUUCAAGUAAAUCGGGCAUGUCCAUUGUCAAAGACCAGUAAUUCGGCCAUCUCCUUAACUGUUCUCCAGCAGCUUUUGUAAUCGUAGAUUUUCCAACACGUCUUAGCUCAUAACGGCCUUCUGGGGUAAUACCCAUAACUUCAAAAAGUCUUUGGAACUCAUACUGAAUCAUCAUUUUUUCAUCACGAUGCAUUAACACAAAGGCACCUUUUUCAAAAGUCACUCCCUGUUUACGCCUUUCGUUCGCCUUAAUCUUAGCACUUCUUGUUUGAAUUAAAUGGUCAGUAAUUCUUUUUCUGUCUAGUUCCAAAUUGCGAAUAGGGUGUAAGUCACAAUCUAAGUUUUUUAGUAGAUUUUGUAUGAGUGGGGUAGAUGAAUCAAUUCCGAUCAAUGCCUUUAAAGGAGACGUUUGUGUGGCCUUUUGCAUUGUUUUAUUAAGUACUAAUUGAAUUUUCCACAAUGUUUUGGACCAAUCAGUAUUUACCUUUGUUUCUACACGUAUUAGGUUCAUUAUGGUCCGCAUAUAUCGCUCUACUUGGCCGUUGGAUCGAUGGAUAUCUGGUGUAAAAAUGAUAGCCGAUAUUCAGGGAAUCCAAAUAGCUUGGAAGGCUAAGUUUUUGAAAUUUGUACCUGCGUCCAUAAUAAUUUGUUUUGGAGUACCAAACAGGGCAAUAAAAGACUCUAUUGCAAGUCUAGUUUCAUCAGCUUUUACUGUUUUUAAUGGCUGAAGUACACAAUACUUUGUAUACGCAUCGAUCAAGACGAGUAUAUGUUUGUAUCCAUUUGCUGUUUUAUGAGGCCCUAGACAAUUAGCAUGUAGUGCUUCAGCCUUUUCAACAUUAACUACAUGACCUUCUAGUGGACCAGUGCGAGUCUUCUUGAUUGCACACACCAAGCAAUGCCGAAUAUAUUUUUUUACAAAAGCCCGCAGGCCUGGGAACCAAAAAUGCCUUAAAAUAGAAUCAGUUGUCUUUUCAGAACCGACAUGACAUUGUUCAUCGUGAAAUAUUCGCAAUAAUCCAAGUCGACGUUGUUUUGGAACAUAGGGUCUUGAAAAUGACCCUUUAGGUGUAUUAUUGACAUAAUACAGAAUUCCAUUCUUUACCAUAUAUUUUGUUUUAUCAAGUCGUCCAUCUUCAGCAUCUUUAAUAAGUUGAUUAAUUUCAGCGUCUCCUCUUUGGUCAACAUAGAUCCAGUUUUCAUGAACAUUGAUACGACUAACUACAAUAUUCCGACUUAGAAAAUCGACAUGUCGCACUCCCGCUUCAGAAGUGACAUAAGUAAAAAAUCAACAAUAUUUAAUUGAUAACUUUUUAAUUUUAAGUAUUUUAAGUUUUGUUUUCAAAUUUAUCAGCAUUUUUAAAUUUAAGUUGUUAUACCUUUAUAAGAGUAUUUAGCAUAAUUUUGGAAAGAAAUUUCUCUGAGUGUGUUUUAACAAUGUUCUUGAUGAGUUGUGUCGUUUUUGAUUUCGUUAUGAAAUUAAUAUUUUUUUUAGUUAUGUCACUUUGGCUUUAUUUUUAAAUUCACAAAAAUAGAAUCUGACACCCUAAAGAACAAAAACGCAAUAAUAUUUUGUGGAACAUGUUUAUUUUUUAAGUAAGCUAUACAAAUACAUAACUUAUCGUGGCAUACAUUUUGAUGUAUUUAGAAACAUAGAUGUAGAUAGAAACUAGAUUUUUAGUUGUACUGUAAUACAUUUUUUUUUCUUAUAUUUUACAACGAUUACAAAUUUUCAUAAAAGUCAGCAUAAAAUCUUUUAAUGUGAUUAGCACGCAGAAGUGAUAAAAGAUCUUCUUUUUUACUCUCUUUAAGAUUAAGUUUUCGU